Messenger RNA from Penicillium daleae, 2427 nucleotides. RefSeq names its product GH92 family glycosyl hydrolase. Gene Ontology annotation, biological process: protein deglycosylation; carbohydrate metabolic process; glycoprotein catabolic process. The record is from RefSeq and is a predicted model, not a curated record. Gene Ontology annotation, molecular function: peptide-N4-(N-acetyl-beta-glucosaminyl)asparagine amidase activity; carbohydrate binding. The coding region runs from base 1 to 2427 and encodes 808 amino acids. NCBI's taxonomy places the organism in Eukaryota, Fungi, Ascomycota, Eurotiomycetes, Eurotiales, Aspergillaceae. Gene Ontology annotation, cellular component: cytosol; nucleus. The transcript is spliced from 10 exons.
AUGCGCCUAACCCCGAGACUAGCUCCUAUUAUAGGGGUAACAUUGCUUACAGGUACUACGUUAGCCGCCAAGGUAGACCUAUCGCAGUAUGUGAACCCACUCAUAGGCUCUGAAGGCCCUGUUCCGGGCUCGGGCUUUGGUGGAGGUGAUAUCUUUGUGGGUGGUGCGCGUCCAUUUGGUGUCGCCAAGGUUGGAAUUGAUUCGACGGCCGCGAAUUGGAGCACCGCUGUGCUUAAUGGAGGCUGGACACCCGAUGGCAAUGUUACGGGUAUCAGUAUGAUGCAUGAGAGUGGAACUGGUGGUUCUCCUAAAUAUGGGUUGAUAUCGCAGAUGCCUUUGACGUCUGUUGAUAGUCCUGUCAAUAUCCUUGACAAUACAACUUACAGCCAGCCGAGGAUUGGUGACGAUAUAGCUCGUGUCGGAUAUUAUAAGACCCAGUUGAAGAGUGGUGUCACUGUUGAGUUGUCUGCGUCGCGACAUGCGGGCAUCAUGGAAUAUUCUUUCCCGGAGGGCGAGAAGCAUGUGCUUAUUGACGUUUCUCAUUAUCUUCCCGGAUCUCCUGGUGAUGCGAACGGCCAGUUUUACACUGGAGGAGAGAUUCAGAUCGAAAACGAUGGGAAGACAUACAGUGGUUAUGGCACCCAUAUCCAAGGCGCUCCAUUUACUGUUUACUUCUGGGGAGAAUUUGCCGAGAAAUCGGACAGCACGCGAACAUUCUCUGGCGUCAACACGGAUCAUAUGCCUCGGUACCACAACCUUGCAGAUGGUGGUGUCAGUGAGCCGGUAUAUGGGAACAGCACGAGGAAGGUAGUCUCUGGGCCAAUGAAUAAUCGCAUUGGUGCACUUUUCAGCUGGAAGAAUGGACCUGCCUCGUCCGUCAUCUCCCGUGUUGGCAUUUCCUCCAUUUCCACCGACAAGGCUCGCUCGUACAUUCAGAAGGAAAUUUCAUCAUGGAAAUUGAAUGACACCGUAACUGAUUCGGUUAAUGAGUGGAAUGAUGAUGUCUUCCAAAAAGUCCAGGUACCAUUGGAUGAUUCCGCUAACAUGACUCAUGUUCGUUUGUUGUACAGCUCUUUGUACUUCAUGCAUUUGAUGCCAUCGGAUCGGACGGGAGAGAAUCCUCUGUGGGACUCAGGAGAGCCAUUCUGGGAUGAUUUCUAUACAAUGUGGGAUAUUUUCCGUUGCACUGUCAGCUUCUACCAUAUAUUCCAGCCCGAAUACUACGAGUCUAUGAUUCGAAGCUUGAUUGAUAUCUGGAAACAUGACGGCUAUAUGCCAGACGGCAGAUCCGGCAAUUGGAAUGGUCUUGUUCAAGGUGGAUCAGACGCAGACAAUGUCCUCGCUGAUGCCUAUGUCAAAGGCCUCCGUGGCGCCAUAAAUUGGACUGAGGGAUAUCUAGCAAUGAAGAAAGACGCCGAGGUGACCCCCUACAACACAUUUGACCCAACAGACCUCACUGCCAGCACAAAAGAAGGCCGUGGUGCACUCGACGACUGGAAGGAGUUGGGCUACGUGUCUCAGGACCACAAUACCCGGUGCAUCUCCCGUACUGUCGAAUAUAGUCUGAAUGAUUUUGCGGUCAGCCAGGUAGCUGCUGGAGAGAUGCCUGAGGACCGAGAGAAGUAUCUCAACCGAUCUGCUGGGUGGCAGAACAUUUGGGACGCAAGCGUGAAGAGCCUGAACUUCACGGGCUUCUUGGCACCAAAGUUCUCGAAUGGAAAGUUUAACAGCAGUGGCUAUGACCCGCUCUACUGCUAUGACUGCGAGUGGUCAUCAUACACGUAUGAGGGCAUUCCAUGGGAAUACUCAUUCGUCAUUCCACACGACUGUGAAACACUAAUUGAAUUGAUGGGUGGACCUGAGACUUUUGAGUCUCGUCUAGACUUGAUGUUCCAACCGAACACGUCCGUCCAGAAUCUUGGGGCAAAUGGCGCAGGUAUUACCACGCUGAUCAAUAUCGGGAACGAGCCUGAUUUUGCAACACCAUACCUCUACAACUACAUCAACAAGCAGGCCAAGAGUGUCGAGCGAUCUCGCAGCCUUGCGAACCAAUACUUCAAAGACGCCGCAUAUGGAGUCCCAGGCAACAGUGAUGCUGGUGCAAUGAACUCCUGGCUAUUGUGGCAGAUGCUUGGCAUCUAUCCCAUUGUCACACAGCCCGUGUACCUGAUCUCCUCUCCUUGGUUCCCCGAUCUGAACAUGACAGUUAGUGGAAACAAGACGCUGCGCAUCUCUGCGGCAGGUUUGGAUACUGGAUACCACGUUCAGAGUGUGAAGAUCAAUGGGAGACAAUGGACCAAGAAUUGGUUCGGGCAUGACGACGUCAUGACUAACGGCGGCCACAUUGAGUUUGAACUUGGCCAGGAUGCGAAGCCGUGGGAGUCUGGAGAAGUGCCACCUUCACCAGGACAUGUCCAGCUGAAGUAG